Molecule: messenger RNA, 301 nt
Organism: Centruroides sculpturatus (bark scorpion)
Lineage: Eukaryota; Metazoa; Arthropoda; Arachnida; Scorpiones; Buthidae
Exons: 2
Source: RefSeq, a predicted model, not a curated record
GUGGUAUUUGUUCCUUUGUGGAUAGUUAUGUGUUUGGCAGUUAUUGGUGUUCUUUAUGCGAUUAUAUUUGCAAGCAUUUUAUUAAGAACACCAGAAGUUGGUCCAGAACAACGUCGUACCAGUAUACAUUCUGCAAUUUCUUACAGUAUGAUAGUAGUGCCAUUGUUAAUUUUUUUGGUAUUAUUAUCUAAUAAACUGGACAGAGGAAGUAGUUUAAGCUAUACAGCUACUUGCAUUCCACUUUUUUUCACAUUUGUUGUACUCAUUCUCUUGUCAUUUGGAUCCAAAGGAGGAAAUCAUU